UCUUCAUUUCUUAAUUAUUAGACAUUUGUUAAUUUAGAACUCACAAAACUUUUCUGCUAAGCUAUUUUUCAACCCUUUUCGGACAACACGAAACUUUUUGGUCUGAUUUUUCUGCCUGGAACAUUUACCUGGUCAGUGCACCUACUGAGUUGGUUCUGUUAAAAAGAUAGGUUGCAAAAACCUAAUGAAAACAGGGAAGAAAGCAAAUAACCUGCCGCAUUUUCUUUCAUCCGUAAUUCCCACUAAUUUAGAAAUCCACAAUGAUGUCAACUAUGACGAGAAAUCUGGACAUUGAAACUUCCACGUUUCCCCCAUUAUUUCCGGAGAUCAUCGAAAGAAUCAUGUCCUUUCUCCCAACCGUGGAUCUUCUCACCUGCUCCACGGUCAAUGCCACGUGGGAGGGCGAAGCUCGAAAACAUGUCCGCGUCAGGAUCUCCAUUAGACUAACUGGAUACGCCGGAUAUCCCAAAUUUGAAGAGUACGUCACACUAAUGAGCGUCCGAGGUAAUUAUCACGAACGGCUCCACACAUGCUACAGAUAUUUCGAGGAAUUUCAACAGUUUCUAUCUAAACUUGACAAAUUAGCUUCAAAUUCUCGAGGAAAAAUCAAGCAUUUAUUUCUCCCCUUCAUUAUGCAGGGGGGUCCUGAGUUUCGCCGCUUUUUCGAAAUUUUACACCUAUUCGGGCAUAAUUUAUCCGCUCUAGAAUUAAGUCUGUGUCAUCAUUAUCAUUACACUGAUACUCUGGUAACCACCACUAUUGCCGAUAUGUCGCCUUUCUUAACAGGCUUAAGUAGCCGACCUCCUCUGCCAUCGAUUACUAAAUUGUCGAUAUGUUCAUGGAGUGUUGCAAAGAACGCGACUGGGUUAACUGUUGCAAAACUUGGUCCACUUUUCCCCAACGUUUCCACUCUCGAGUAUUUUGACCCCGACAGGAACGCCAUUGAGAUGCAGCUUAUUGCAAACCCGUUUCCUCGACUAAGCGCGUUAAGAAUUAUGGAUAUAGAGUAUACAGCUCCUUAGGAAGAUAUUGGCCACUUAAUACCCACCUUCCGGCCGGUCUGGUCAAUUACCAAAUUUGAGUUUAACGUCACACACGACGCAGGACGUUUUGGUAUAAGUUUGCUCCGAACAUUUGCCCCCACAUUGGAACACGUAUGUAUCAAUAAGAUGCAUAUUCGACUGAUAUCCGACUACAAGUCUGUCUUUAUUCCAGUCAUGCCGAG
This is a messenger RNA of Folsomia candida, 1225 nucleotides long. RefSeq lists its product as uncharacterized. NCBI's taxonomy places the organism in Eukaryota, Metazoa, Arthropoda, Collembola, Entomobryomorpha, Isotomidae. The transcript is spliced from 3 exons. Gene Ontology annotation, molecular function: protein binding. The record is from RefSeq and is a predicted model, not a curated record. The coding region runs from base 261 to 1022 and encodes 253 amino acids.